Molecule: messenger RNA, 546 nt
Organism: Lolium perenne
Lineage: Eukaryota; Viridiplantae; Streptophyta; Magnoliopsida; Poales; Poaceae
Molecular function (GO): nucleic acid binding
Source: RefSeq, a predicted model, not a curated record
AUGGAGCACCUCGCGCGCGACCUGGCUCCUCUGACUCGGGUGUACCACCUCAUGGCCAAAGGGAUGUCCUUCAAGGUCACGGUCACGCUCCGUGCAAGAAGGGUAGAGAAGUGGAUCAAGUACGUGAAGAGGGACUAUCUCGACAACAUGACAAUCAAGUGCAUUUGUCGCGCCGAUGAAGUGUCACAGGCUCUCAAGGAGUUCUUGCAGGACGGCUUCAUCAGAUUCCGCGGCGCGGCUAUCGGCAAGGAUGUGGAGAUGCUAAAUACUCUGAAUCCCACAAUUAAUCACAUUCCGAGUCUAUAUGAUCUGGCGAAUUCUCUGAUUGUGACAAAUCUUGAGAAGAAGAAGAGGAAGAAGUACAAGAAGAAGGACGCCACGCAAGAAAAAGAAGACGAUGAACUCAUAUUUGGGUGGGCCAAUGUUCCACCGAGCUUCGAGCAAGUGCGCUAUGCCGCGCUGGACACUCGUCUGGGCUUCAAGAUGGCUAGGAGUUAUUGGCGGCUAGCUGGCUACAAUAGUCAUGUUGGUCGUCUCAAUAUUUAA